Messenger RNA from Penicillium atrosanguineum, 1473 nucleotides. Its product is annotated as sulfatase family protein. Lineage: Eukaryota; Fungi; Ascomycota; Eurotiomycetes; Eurotiales; Aspergillaceae. The record is from RefSeq and is a predicted model, not a curated record. Gene Ontology annotation, molecular function: arylsulfatase activity. The transcript has a single exon. The coding region runs from base 1 to 1473 and encodes 490 amino acids.
AUGAUGGCGAAGAAGAACAUUCUUUUGAUGAUCGCGGAUGAUCUGGGCAAACAACUGGGCUGCUACGGAAACACCAAGAUCCAAACACCUAACCUAGACCAGCUCGCUGCUGAAGGCACCCAGUUCGAUCAAGCUUUCACGAGUACCGCAUCCUGCAGUGCCAGUCGAUCGGUCAUUUAUACUGGUCUUCACACCCACCAGAAUGGACAGUAUGGUCUACACAAUGGACGUCACCAUUUCACCACCUAUGACCAUGUUCAGACUGCGCCAGCGCUAUUCUCUGCGCAUGGCUAUCACACUGGCCUGAUCGGCAAGGUGCACGUUGGUCCUUCUCAAAUCUAUCCCUGGGAUAUGCGUGCCGAGAGCGAUAGUCGCGAUGUUGCUUCUGUUGCGGACCAAGCAGAGGCUUUCUUUGAUAGCUCCAAGUCUAAGGAAAAGCCUUUCUUCUUGACCAUUGGAUUUAUUGAUCCCCACCGCGAUCUUACUCGUUCUGGGUUUGGAAAUACUGAAAAGUACGACCCGCGGGUGAAAAAAGUUGAAUACAAGUCCGAAGAUGUCCAGAUCGAGCCUUUCGUCAACGAUCUUCCUGGUGUACGAUUCGAAUUCUCUGAAUAUUAUCAGUCAAUUUCCCGACUCGAUCAGGGUGUUGGAAUGGUUCUGGACGGACUCAAGAAGAAUGGAAUGAGUGACGACACCCUGAUCAUCUUCAUGAGUGACAACGGUCCUCCCUUCAUCAACUCUAAGACAACCCUCUACGACGCAGGCGUCUGCCUGCCGCUCCUCAUCAAGUGUCCGGGCACCGACUCCGGCGUGGUAAACCCAAACAUGGUCUCCUACGUGGACAUUCUUCCCACGCUCCUCGACUGGGCCAAGCACCCUAGCCCUGAACAUCCCGCUCGCAUAGGCCGCUCUCUACUUCCCAUCCUAUCCAAAUCAUCACAGCUAGACGCCUGGAGCCGCGUAUUCGGCUCGCACACCUUCCACGAAAUCACCAACUACUGGCCAACACGCUUCAUGCGCAAUCGUCGCUUCAAGUAUCACCGCAACAUUGCCUGGAGAUUGGAUUUCCCCUUCGCCGCUGACAUCUACGGCUCUUUGACGUGGGAGGAUAUUCGUAACUCCGAGGCUAGCCCUAAGAUGAUUGGUUCCCGUCCUCUAAAGGAUUACUUCUUCCGCCCUGCUGAGGAGCUGUAUGAUAUCCAGGCAGAUCCUAAUGAAGUCAAGAAUUUGGCUAAAGAUCCUGAGUAUCAGCAUGUUCUGAAUGAUAUGCGGACUGCUACUGAGGUAUGGCAGCGUCGGACUGAGGAUCCUUGGCUGUAUCGUGAUGGUGUCUCUAUGCUGUUGGUGAGACAUCAUCUUGGUGCCGGACUGGAGGUUCCGGACCGGUUUGAUUUCGAUGAGAAUGUUCCUGGGAGCAAGGGCCAGCCGAUUUUUGAUGGUAAGCUUGCUUGGGGUGCAGCGGUUGAGAAUUGA